CCGAACGGAAGCGAAGCGACGAGUUGAGGACGACAAUAAAUAAAUAAUUUACAUUUUUUAUUUAAUUUCAACUCCAGGAGCUCCGGAGGAGACGCGGCGCGCGCGGACCGGCGACGGCGCGCGGAAACUUCAGGAGUGGCUUCAUAAACUGGAGACGCAUCUCUCCCUCCGCCGGGCUGCAGACCGGCUUCAGGAUUAUAUUUAUUAUUCUAAUAGUAUAAAACAUUAUGGAUGAAUCAGCGAGCAGCGUCGUUCGUGAGCGCAACAGAUGAGGACGUGCACGUGACCCCCGAAGGGCUGAGGAGGCUCACCUGGUGAUGAAGCUUCUCUGAGGAUCCUCCUUCUAACUUCCCGUCAGCUGUACGUACAAACACCUUUUCCCACCGCGGUCACACACACUGAAGCCAGCAUGCCCAUCAUCAGCAACGCCAACCACGACUUCAGCACCUACUCAAUCAGCAGCGACGACAGCAGCCUCGACCGAUUCUUCACCGAGAUCCCGGAGACCGAGACCAUCAAGGGCGUCUACUUCCAGCGCGCCCAGCUGCUUCGCGACCGCAAGGCCUCCUACGUCGUCGACCACACCCUGCAGGUUCUCAUCAAUGUCGGGGGCAACCGCUACACCUUCCCCUGGAGCACCCUGGAGCAGUUCCCCCAGAGUCGCCUGGGACGUCUACGUUUCUGCACCACCCCGGAGGAGAUCGCGCGACUCUGCGACGACUACGACGAGACGUGCCGGGAGUACUUUUUCGACCGAAACCCGACCGCCUUCAGGGUAAUCCUCAACUUCUUGGCGGCGGGGAAACUGCGCCUGCUCCGGGAACUGUGCGCCGUGUCGCUGCACGACGAGCUCGACUACUGGGGCGUCGACCCGCGCCACAUGGAGCGCUGCUGCCGCCGCCGCAUGAACACCCGCGUGGAGGAGGUGGUGGAGCGAGAGCGCAAGGAACAGAAGUGGCGGCAGAAGAGGGUGAUGCUGAAGAAAACCACCAUGGAGACCAAAAAGGGCUACCACAAACUGACCUGGAUGCUCCGGGAGGUGGUGGAGAACCCUCAGUCGGGUUUGGCCGCGAAGAUGUUCGCCUGCCUCUCGGUGGUCAUGGUCAUGGUCACCGUCGUCAGCUUGUGCAUCAGCACCAUGCCAGACCUCAGAGACGAAGAGAUCAGGGGCGAGUGCUCCCCGAAGUGCCAGAGCAUGUUCGUGGUGGAGUCCGUCUGCGUGGCGUGGUUCACGCUGGAGUUCCUGCUGCGCUUCGUCAACGCCCAGAGCAAGCUGGCCUUCGCCCGCGGCCCGCUCAACAUCAUCGACGCCAUCGCCAUCCUGCCGUACUACGUGGCGCUGGUGGUGGACGUCAGGGACGCGCCGCGGGACGCCGCCGCCGCCGCGGGCGCCGGCCGAGGCUACCUGGACAAACUGAGCCUGAUCCUGCGGCUGCUGCGGGCCCUGCGCAUCCUGUACGUGAUGCGGCUGGCCCGCCACUCCCUGGGCCUGCAGACGCUGGGCAUGACCAUGCAUCGCAGCAUGCGCGAGUUCGGCCUGCUGCUGCUGUUCGUGUGCGUGGCCGUGACCCUCUUCUCGCCGCUGGUGCACCUGGCGGAGAGCGAGCUGGCGCCGUUCGCCGCCACGCACCCGCAGCACAGCUUCAGCAGCAUCCCGGCCUCCUACUGGUGGGCCAUCAUCUCCAUGACCACGGUGGGGUACGGCGACAUGGUGCCGCGCAGCAUCCCCGGCCAGAUGGUGGCGCUGACGAGCAUCCUGAGCGGCAUCCUCAUCAUGGCGUUCCCCGCCACGUCCAUCUUCCACACCUUCUCGCGCUCGUACCAGGAGCUGAAGCAGGAGUACGAGCAGCUGUGGAAGGAGGAGCGGGGCGAGGAGAUGGCGGCCGAGUCGGAGGAGAGCCGGUCCAAACUCCACCCGCCGCCCGACGGGGUCAAGGACGGUGACGGCGGGCCGGAGAGCCGCGAGGACGCCGUUCCGCCCACGGCUUUCUGA
Pseudoliparis swirei is the source of this 1993-nucleotide messenger RNA. RefSeq names its product potassium voltage-gated channel, subfamily G, member 4b (gene kcng4b). Gene Ontology annotation, cellular component: voltage-gated potassium channel complex; membrane. The transcript is spliced from 3 exons. The coding region runs from base 410 to 1993 and encodes 527 amino acids. Gene Ontology annotation, molecular function: protein binding; delayed rectifier potassium channel activity. The record is from RefSeq and is a predicted model, not a curated record. Gene Ontology annotation, biological process: potassium ion transmembrane transport; protein homooligomerization. Lineage: Eukaryota; Metazoa; Chordata; Actinopteri; Perciformes; Liparidae.